Messenger RNA from Argentina anserina (silverweed cinquefoil), 2115 nucleotides. RefSeq names its product receptor-like protein 53. The coding region runs from base 59 to 1870 and encodes 603 amino acids. Gene Ontology annotation, molecular function: protein binding. NCBI's taxonomy places the organism in Eukaryota, Viridiplantae, Streptophyta, Magnoliopsida, Rosales, Rosaceae. The record is from RefSeq and is a predicted model, not a curated record. The transcript has 6 exons.
CAGAAACACAAACACGAAGACAAUCUCAGAAGACCAAACAAUAAGCUCAGCUGCAGCUAUGGAGACCCAACUGGUGGAGCUCUGCUUAAACGCCGCGUGUGAAAGCAGAGACAGCGUCGAUAAGUGGCGGAGGCAGCGGCGGAGUCUGGAGCACUUGCCUUCUCAGCUCGCCGACUCUCUCCUCCGCCGCCUCAUCUCUCGUCGCCUCCUCUUCCCUUCUUUGCUCGAGGUGUUCAAAAACAGUGUUGAGGAGAUUGAUCUGAGAGGCGACAACAACGUUGACGCCGAAUGGUUUGCAUACAUUGGAGCAUUUCGUUACCUGCGAAGUUUGAAUGUCUCUGACUGCCGUAAAAUCACAAGCUCAGCUGUUUGGGCUUUAGCAGGGAUGCCGAGUUUAAGGGAGCUGGAUCUUUCGAGAUGCUCCAAGGUCAAUGAUAGUGGCAUUAGACAUCUAUUAUCUCUGACAACUUUGGAGAUGUUGUGUAUUUCGGAGACGGGGGUGUCUGCUAAAGGGGUUAUGCUUCUCUCUUCGCUUGGAAAUUUGUCUGCUCUUGACUUGGGUGGUUUGCCUGUCACUGAUCAAGCAGUGAGUUCUCUGAAGGUACUUACUAAACUCCAGUACCUUGACCUUUGGGGGAGUAAGAUAUCUGACAAGGGUGCUGCUCUUCUUCAUAUGUUCCCUAGGUUGAGUUUCCUCAAUCUAGCUUGGACCAGUGUUACGAAGUUGCCAAAUUGGUUAAGCAUGGAAUGUUUAAACAUGAGUCACUGUACAAUAAAUUCGCUACUUGAAGGUGAUAGUGGUAAAGCUCCUUUACUCAAGCUUAUUCUUUCUGGGGCUACAUUUGGAGAAGAAAUUGCUGAUUUCCAUUAUAUAGAAACAACCCUUCUAACCUUUUUAGAUCUGUCCAAGUCCACAAUUCAAGACUUCAGCUUCUUAUCUCAUCUAACUGCUCUGGUACAUUUGGAUCUCAGCUCAACUGUGAUAGGAGAUGAUUCUCUUGAACUUAUUGCAUGUAUUGGUGUGAAUUUGAAAUAUCUAAAUCUUAAAAAAACCAAAGUAAGCUCUGCAGGAGUUGGAAUUUUAUCAGGGCAUGUACCUAACCUUGAAGUAUUUUCUAUAUCUCAUACAUCAGUAGAUGAUGUUACCAUAUCUUACAUUGGCAUGAUGCCUUCCGUGAAGGAUGUUGACUUGAGCAAUACCAACAUUAAAGGUGUCAUAUACCAGGCAGAGCCUGUUACCGAGCCCGAUCCUGAGCCUGAGUCUGAGCUUGAGCUUGAGUCAGAUUCAGUCCUCUCACUGUCAGCACUUCAAGGUCUCAGGCAUCUGCAAAGAUUGAAUUUGGCAGAUACGCAAGUUACAGAUGCAGCUCUUUACCCUUUAACAAGCUUCCCAGAGUUAAGCCAUUUAUCUCUUAAGAGCGCUUCUCUUACAGACUUCUCCUUUAACUACGUGUCAUCCAUAUCAAAGCUGAAAAGUGUCUGCAUUUAUGAUGGUGUUCUGACAAACUCUGGGCUAAAUUCGUUCAAACCCCCAGCAAGUCUAAGAAUGAUGGACCUGAGAGGUUGUUGGCUCUUAACUGAGGAUGCUAUCACAUCCUUUUCUAAAACUCACCCCCAGAUUGAAUUAUGGCAUGAUCUUGUGCACAUCUCCCGAUCGGACCAGACUUUUUCUAAUACUACCCCUUUUCCAAGAUCAACUUUGAAGACUUCACGAGUGAAGAAGCAUGAAAGUAUUCCCAUGUUGGAAUGUUUUUUAGAUCAAAGAUUGAAGUAUAGCAGAGAAGAGCUUCUUUCUAUGCAGUUCUCAUCUGUUUCCCUCGCAGCUCAUAUUGAUAGAGACAUCGGAAUAUGCAACACAGAAUCCGAUUAAGCUGGAGCAAAUUCAUCAGUUCCAUCCAUAUUAAUUGCAACCUCUUGUAUGCUUUCAAGUCAUAUCCCGUACUCAGCACCAAUGUACUUGUGUUGUACGCUAAAUUCUGUCUGUUUUUUGCAUUCGGUAAUUCCUAGGAUGAUUAGAAGUCUAGCUAGACUCUCUACACAUGGGGUUUACAAUCAAUACUAUGUAUUGAACUGUUGAAGAUAGUGGUCUCGUUUAUUAAAAAUGACAUUUGAUUC